AUGGAUGCUUUUCUCGCGGAGGCCGCCGCCGCACUCCCCGAUGUCCCGACAGCGGCGGCGGCGGCAAUUGCCGCAGGCCAGACGACUGACCAGGAGCGGCGCAGAGCGGCGGGAGUCAGUGACGGGGGGAACCCAGUCGGCCGGGAAGAUUUGUUGGAGGACGAGGACGCAGUUCAUGCCGUGCAGCGGAAGAAGGAAGGCAUCAGUACACCCGCGGUCCAGCAGAAACUGUUGACAGUCGAGGGGAAAGAAGUCGCGGUGAUCUGCGUGACUUUUUCGGACAAGUUCUUCGUCACGAUCUCCGACAACGGGAAGAUGUCGGCUAUGAUUCAAGGCUCGGCAGGCUUUGAGGAGCAGCGUGCAGACUUCGGAGUCCGGUUUAUAUUCGGAGAUAGGCAUCGGGAAUAUUUUCUGGUGUACGCUCGGGCGCUCCUGGCGAUAAUUUCUGCGCAAUCGAAGAAAGAGUUCCUCCUUGCGAUUUCUAUCAGCGUCGAUAGCCCUUCCUUCUUCCGAGCCGUCAUGAGCGGCAUUCGCGCGAACUUCCACUUCAACUAG
Neospora caninum is the source of this 555-nucleotide messenger RNA. RefSeq lists its product as hypothetical. The transcript is spliced from 4 exons. Bases 1 to 555 code for a protein of 184 amino acids. NCBI's taxonomy places the organism in Eukaryota, Apicomplexa, Conoidasida, Eucoccidiorida, Sarcocystidae. The record is from RefSeq and is a predicted model, not a curated record. Gene Ontology annotation, biological process: proteasome assembly.